AUGACGCCGCUGGCAUGCGCGUACCCCGUGGAGACGCACUGGUUCAACACGAGCGUUGACCACUUCAACUUCCGGCAUGCCCACGGCGCAGACCCCGGAGGCACCUUCCCGCUGCGCUUCUCACACCACGGCCCGCCCGCAGACCCCGGAGGCACCUUCCCGCUGCGCUACCUCGUCCACGCGCAGCAGUGGGACGGCACUGCGGUCGGAGUAUUCGCGCGCAUUGGAUCUGUGGAGAGCGCGAGCGUGCCGGCGAGGCGGCGAGCGGUGGCAGGGCCUGGCGCGAUACCUGCGCGAAGCGGCGUGUCGAGCUGGCCAGACGGGAUUGCCACCAGCGUCGGCCCGCCCGUCCUAUCCAGCACCGGAGUUGCGCCAGCGCCGGCGCCGCCACCGCCGCCACUCUCACCGUUUCCGAGCGAGGAGCUGCUGCCGCGGCUGGUCGACGGGUGCGCGGCGGGCGAGCCACUGGCGUCGCUGCUCCCGCGCUGCUUCGACCACCCGCUCGAUGGCUUCCAGACCGAUGCUAUGGCCGCGCUCCUUGACGGCAGCUCAGUCGUCGUCUCUGCGCCGACCGGCUCGGGGAAGACGGCGGUGGCGGAGCUGGCGCUGUACGCGGCGCUGGCGCGCGGCGAGCGCGCCAUCUACACCACGCCGCUCAAGGCGCUCUCCAACCAAAAGUACCGCGACCUCUCGGCCGCGCUCGGGCCCGGCUCGGUCGGCUUGCUGACGGGCGACACGCAGAAGCAGCGCGACGCGCCGGUGCUGGUGAUGACGACGGAGGUGCUGCGCAACAUGCUGCUCGAGCAGGACGAGAUGGUCUUCGCGGCGCAGGCGGCGGGGCGGGUCGGAGUCGUCAUCCUCGACGAGUUUCACUACAUGAACGACAAGUCGCGUGGCACGGUCUGGGAGGAGUGCUGCGUGCUCGCGCCGCCGUCCGCAAAGCUGGUUGCGCUCUCGGCGACGAUGGCCAACGCGCGGCAGGUCACUCGCUGGCUCGAGGCGAUCCACGGCCCCACGUCGCUCGUCGAGACGUCGCAUCGGCCGGUGCCGCUGCGCUACCGCUACGCCGACGACCUCGGCGCGCGGUCCGAGAUCGCGCCGGUCCCUUCGCUGCUGCGCGAGCUCUCGCACAAGGCGAUGCUGCCCGCCAUCGUCUUCAUCUUCUCGCGCGCCGGCUGCGAUGCGGCGGCGGAGCAGGCGGCGGCGCUGCGGACUCCGCUGGUGGGUGCACACGAGGUUGGCCGCAUAGAGAGCAUCGUCGCCGACUUCAAGCGCGCCAACGGUGCGCUGCUCGCGUCGCUCGACGCGCUGACUGCCAGUGACUCACUGCGGUGCCUCCACGGAUUAGGCGCGCUGCUCGACUCCCUCGACACGCUCGCCGCCGGGAUCAACAUGCCGGCGCGCACUACCGUCGUCACCACCCUCUCCAAGCGCGGCGACAGGGGGGCGCUGCUGCAGAUGGCGGGGCGUGCAGGCCGGCGAGGCAUCGACGAGCGAGGCAACGAGCCCAACUGCCGCUCCGCGUGCCCGGCUCCACCACGACUCGACUCCUGCUCACGUGACCCACUCAGGCAACGUGCUGCUCUGCCGCUCCGCGCGCGCCUCCUCGCGCGGCCCGCCGACCCCAUCGAGUCCAACUUUUGCCUCGGGUACGGCUCCGCGCUCAAGCUGCGGCGGAGGAGGCCUCUCUCCGAGUGCGAGUCGCUGAUCGCGCGCUCCUUCGGCGCGUACACGGCGCGCGCCAAGGCGGAGACGGCGGUGGCGCAGCUCGGAGGCGUCGAGGAGGAGCGGCGGCGGCUGCGGGCACUGCUGGCGCGCUUCGACCGCUCGUCCGUCGCGUCGUACGCCAAGCUGCAGGGCCGGCUGGAGGCGGAGCAGCGCUCGCUCUCCUUUCUGCGUGCGCAGGAGGCGGAGGCGGAGGCGGAGAUGGCGGAGCAGCUCGCCCUCCUCCUCCUCGAGGACGGGCUCCGCAGCCUCACCCCGCCGGCCGGCAGCUGGCUGCCCCGCACAGACGGCGCGUGGGAGGCGCCCGCCGCCGCCGGCUCCUCGAGCGGCGGCGGCGAGGAGGGCGACGGAGGCGAGGAGGGCGACGGAGGCGCGCCGCUGAGCGGGUUGGUGCCGCCGCUGCCGCCGCCGCCCGUGUCGGCGCCCGAGGAGAGGCAGCGCGCGCGGGUCGCGCGGGUGGAGGCGCAGGUGGAGGCGCACGAGCUGCACGCGUCGCCGGAGCGGGACGAGGUGCUCGCUGCGGCGGAGCGCGAGGCCAAGCUCGAGGGCGAGGAGGCGAGGCUGCGCCGGAGGGCUGGCCGCGAGGCGGCGGCGGCGAAGCGCGAGCGCUCUGCGAGCUCUGCGGGGGCGGCGGGGUCGUCGGAGGAGGGUGGGGGCGGCAGUGCGGGCUUUCUCGAGGGGGGCGCCAUCGCUGGCUUGCUCGAGUCGCUCGGGCGAGGAGGGGUCGGGCGCGAGGUUGCGCCGGCGUCCGAGGGGGGCGACGCGCUCUCUCAGUUCCGCUCCAUCGGCGAGUUGCUGCGCUGCUACGGCGCGCUCGACGGCGACUCGGCCGACGGGUGGGAGGCGACCGAGUUUGGGGCGCUCGUCGCGUCGCUCUCGGGCGAGAACGAGCUGUGGCUCGCGCUGGUGCUGAUGGAGGCUGCGGCCGCCGAGCUCGAGCCGCCGCAGCUGGCGGCGGUGCUUGCCGCGACGCUCGACGAGCGGCUGCGCCCAAACACUUUUGUGCGGUUCGCGCCCUCCGAAGCCGUGUACGAGACGGUCGACGUGCUGGCGGAUCGCGCGGCGGAGCUGCAGCGCGCGCAGAUGGCGGCCGGCCUCUCGUUCCCCGUCGGCCUCGACGCGGGCUUGUGCGGGCUUGUCGAGGCGUGGGCGGCGGGCGAGGGGUGGGAGUCGCUCGUCGCAGGCACGUCGCUCGACUUGGGCGACCUCUUUCGACUGCUCCGCCGCUCGCUCGAGCUGCUCAAGACGGUGUCGGCAGUGCCGUAUGUCUCCGAGGCGGCCAAGGCGGCCGCGCGGGCCGCCGUCCGAGCGUGCGACCGCUACCCGAUCGCGGAGGACGAGCUCAUGGCGCUGCCUGAGGAGGAGCCCGGCGGGGGGGAGGAGCCCGGGGAGGCGCGAGGGGGUGCCUAG
This is a messenger RNA of Emiliania huxleyi CCMP1516, 3135 nucleotides long. RefSeq lists its product as hypothetical. Gene Ontology annotation, biological process: nuclear-transcribed mRNA catabolic process, 3'-5' exonucleolytic nonsense-mediated decay. Lineage: Eukaryota; Haptophyta; Isochrysidales; Noelaerhabdaceae. Gene Ontology annotation, cellular component: Ski complex. Gene Ontology annotation, molecular function: ATP binding; RNA helicase activity; nucleic acid binding. Bases 1 to 3135 code for a protein of 1044 amino acids. The transcript is spliced from 10 exons. The record is from RefSeq and is a predicted model, not a curated record.